UGCAGAGUGACUCUUCUGCCCAUUUAUUAAUCUCUACUCUGCAUUUUCCUCUCCACCUCUCUCUUUCCUACGGCUAGACUUUUCGCUUGCUCUCCUCUGGCCUUCGUACCACUUUUUCCACUGGUUUUGAAUCUGAGAAAGAAACCGCUAAAAGGGGGAUAGUCCGGCCGCAAAUUUCGAUUUUUUUCCUUAUAGCUUUCUUCAUCUCGCCCUCUAAACAAAACCCAUGCCGGUGUCGAACAAUCUUUGAAGGUGGCCUUACUGUACGAGGAGGCUAUGGGAAACUGCAUCAGCCAUGCUUCCAGGGUCGGCAGUGCUCGAAGCUCCCAGCAUACUUCAGGCCAGCCAAAAACCAUCACCAAGAUAAGUUUAGGCACAGUCCCUUCCACCUUAACCUGUUCAACUCCUUCAAACCUCACCGCGUCCUCAUUUAGCGAAAAGCCUGCUUCUGAAGUUCUUAUUACGCCUCGAACUGAAGGAGAGAUCUUAGCAUCUUCGAAUUUGAAGGACUUCACAUUCAAUGAAUUAAAAAAUGCCACUAGAAAUUUUCGGCCUGAUAGUCUCCUUGGGGAAGGAGGAUUUGGCUAUGUCUACAAAGGUUGGAUUGAUGAACAAAGCCUGGCUGCAUCCAAGCCUGGAGUUGGCAGGAUUGUUGCUGUCAAGAAACUGAAACCAGAAGGCUUCCAGGGCCACAAAGAAUGGCUGACUGAGGUUGAUCAUCUUGGACGACUUCAUCAUCCAAACCUGGUUAAGCUAAUUGGGUACUGCUCAGAAGGCGAUGAUAGGCUGCUGGUUUACGAAUUCAUGCCAAGAGGAAGCCUUGAGAAUCAUCUAUUUAGGAGGAGUGCUGAACCACUUUCUUGGACAAUAAGGAUUAAGGUCGCAGUGGGAGCUGCCAGAGGUCUCUCCUUUUUACAUGAUUCUGAAUCCCAAGUCAUAUAUAGGGAUGUUAAGGCGUCAAACAUUCUUCUAGACUCAGAAUUCAAUGCUAAGCUUUCAGACUUUGGACUUGCGAAAGCUGGCCCAACUGGAGAUAGAACCCAUGUUACCACCCAAGUGAUGGGCACUCAAGGUUAUGCUGCACCCGAGUAUAUUGCCACAGGCAGACUCACAGCGAGGGCAGAUGUCUAUAGCUUCGGUGUCGUUCUACUAGAAUUGUUAUCUGGACGCCGGGCUUUUGACAAGAACAAAGUGGGCAUCGAGCAGAAUCUCGUGGAUUGGGCAAAACCUUAUCUUAUAGACAAGCGCAAACUAUUCCGAAUCAUGGACACAAAAUUGGAGGGACAGUACCCCAAGAAAGGUGCCUACACCAUUGCUAAUCUUGCUCUGCAGUGCAUCAGUCAUGAAGCCAAGCAGCGUCCGCGAAUGAGGGAAGUCCUUGCCUCGUUACAAACAUUGCAAGAUGGGAAAGAUGGACCAAAAGUUGUGCAAAUAGAAGCCAGAGUGAAAUUGCCAGCAAGGUAUCGAACUUCUGUUCAGAUGCCAGAUGCAGCUACUGAUGCUGCUGUACCCUUACCAUUCCCAAAGCCAACAACACCGGUGCGUUGAAUGAAACACCGUGUAAAUCAUCUUCUGUGACAUGACAAUAGUAAACAGCUAGUGCUCAUUUCCUACCAGUUGAUUUUUUUUUAAUCAUAGGAAUUCUUGGUCGUUUAUGGCUGAAUCAGAUUUUGAAUGCUAAAAACACUACUCUGUUAUGGAAAAUAUAUAAGAGGGUAUCAAUGAUUUAAGUUUUUU
This is a messenger RNA of Phalaenopsis equestris, 1737 nucleotides long. Its product is annotated as probable serine/threonine-protein kinase PBL3. NCBI's taxonomy places the organism in Eukaryota, Viridiplantae, Streptophyta, Magnoliopsida, Asparagales, Orchidaceae. The record is from RefSeq and is a predicted model, not a curated record. The transcript is spliced from 6 exons. Gene Ontology annotation, molecular function: protein kinase activity; ATP binding. Bases 277 to 1548 code for a protein of 423 amino acids. Gene Ontology annotation, biological process: protein phosphorylation.